Molecule: messenger RNA, 1566 nt
Organism: Epinephelus fuscoguttatus (brown-marbled grouper)
Lineage: Eukaryota; Metazoa; Chordata; Actinopteri; Perciformes; Serranidae
Gene: krr1
Product: KRR1 small subunit processome component homolog
Exons: 10
Coding region: 42-1193 (383 amino acids)
Cellular component (GO): nucleolus; small-subunit processome
Molecular function (GO): RNA binding
Source: RefSeq, a predicted model, not a curated record
GGUUUGCGAUUCGCCAUUGAACACACAGAAGGAGAAAAACAAUGGCGACCUCCACGACGGAAGACAGCGUGAGUGAAGCACAAACAGGAAAAAAGUCGAAAAAGACGAAAAACCAAGUGGAUGAAUCUGAACUCCUGACUGUUCCUGAUGGAUGGAAAGAGCCAGCUUUCACCAAGGAAGACAACCCCCGUGGUCUGCUGGAGGAGAGCAGCUUCGCCACCCUCUUCCCAAAAUACAGAGAAGCCUACCUGAAAGAGUGUUGGCCACUUGUGGAGAAGGCUUUAGGAGAAGCACAUGUCAAAGCCACUCUGGACUUGAUAGAGGGAAGCAUCACAGUUUCUACCACUAAGAAAACUUAUGACCCUUACGCCAUCGUGAGAGCCAGAGAUCUCAUCAAGCUGCUGGCCCGGAGUGUCCCAUUCGAACAGGCUGUACGGAUAUUACAGGAUGACAUGGCAUGUGACAUCAUCAAAAUUGGAACCCUGGUGAGGAACAGAGAGCGGUUUGUAAAACGAAGACAGCGGCUAAUUGGCCCCAAAGGCUCCACCCUAAAAGCAUUAGAGUUGCUGACCAACUGCUAUGUGAUGGUGCAGGGUAACACGGUGUCGGCCCUGGGGCCCUAUAAUGGCCUGAAGGAGGUACGCAAAGUGGUGAUGGACACGAUGAAGAACAUUCACCCCAUCUACAACAUCAAGACACUGAUGAUCAAACGGGAGCUGUCCAAAGACCCUGAGUUGCGGAUGCAGAACUGGGAGCGCUUCCUGCCCAAGUUCCGCCACAAGAACCUGGCCAAGCGCAGGGAGCCUAAGAAGAAGAGUGUGAAGAAGGAGUACACACCAUUCCCUCCAUCACAGCCAGAGAGCACGGUUGACAAGGAGCUGGCCACAGGAGAAUUCUUCCUGCGUGAAAGUGUGAAAAAGAGGAAGAAGAUGGAAGAGAUCAAGGUGAAACAAGCAGAAGCACAGACCAAGAAGCAGGAAGAGCGGAACAAAGCUUUCAUUCCUCCUAAAGAAAAGCCUUUAAUGAAGAAAACCACCAAAGCUCCCACAGAAGGCAAGCUGGACAUCGAAGCCAUUAAAGAGAAAGUGAAAAAAGCCAAAACCAAGAAGCUGGGGGCUCCACCAGUAAACCCAGCUCCGCCCACCAGCACCACCGACAAAAAGAAAAAGAGCAAAACAAAAAACAAAGGCUAAUCACAGAUUAACACCAUCACAGUUGUGAUGUGUACCAUGUAAUAUGGUAUUCGUCGGGCAGUUGGGCAGUUCGAGCAAGAUCAAGGACUUUGUAUGGACACUGGAAGAUGGGAUGUCGGACAUAUAGUGUGUGCUUGGAUCAAAAUGAAUUCCAUCACAAACUGUCCUGGAUGUUUUAUAGAACUACUUUUGCUGUGAGGAUUUCCUGUUGAUAAUACCGGAGUAUAAUUUUCUGUCUGUCACUCAAGGUAGAUGAACCUAUUGUCCAGAUUUUGUAUGGUCAGUAUUUAUAGGUUUCAGAAUAUGUAUGUACAGGAGGAGGAAGGCUCAAUCAAAUGGAAAUGUAAAAUUAAAGAAACAUUUUUACAACUUG